Molecule: messenger RNA, 2535 nt
Organism: Eimeria maxima
Lineage: Eukaryota; Apicomplexa; Conoidasida; Eucoccidiorida; Eimeriidae
Product: HIT zinc finger domain-containing protein, putative
Exons: 4
Coding region: 1-2535 (844 amino acids)
Cellular component (GO): nucleus
Source: RefSeq, a predicted model, not a curated record
AUGGAUCGGAUCCUCGAUCCUGCAGCAGCUGCAGCAGCAGCAGCAGAAGCAGCAGCAUGUGCAGCAUCAGCACAAUCAUCAGCAGCAGCAUUAGCAGCAUCAGCAUCAGCAGCAUCAGCAGCAGCAUUAGCAGCAGAAUCAGCAGCAGCAGAAGCAGCAGGAGGUGUACCUACAUCACGUGUACCUAUAAAUAUACAUUAUGUUCCUCUGCAGCAAAUGAAUAAUUAUUUAUUUAAUAAAGAUUUAUUUUUCUUAGAUGCAGCAGCAAAAGUUAUUGAGGCAGCACAAAGACAUAGACAGCAGCAGCAAAUUGAUCAUAAUAAAAAAAGAAGAGGGGUCCACCCCGCCCAAUUACGAAAUUUUUGUGUUCGUCGAUUUUUUGAUUUUUUAUUUUUACCACCAAAUCAUUCAAUUCGUACUUCUAAUAGAACUAAGAUAAUAUAUACACAUAAAGGGCAGCAGCAGCAGCAGCAGCAGCAGCAGCAGCAGCAGCAGAAGGAGGAGGAACAGAAGGAAGAGCAGCAGCAGAAAGAGGAGGAGCAGCAACUAGAGGAGAAAGAGGAGCAAGAGCAGCAGCAGGAGCAACAGGAUCAGGAGGAACAGGAACAUGAGGAGGAUGAGUUGCAAGAAAAGGAUACGCAGCAGCAGCAAGAACAGCAGCAGCAACAACAACAGCAGCAGCAGCAACAACAACAGCAGCAGCAGGGAGAAGAGGAAGAUGGCAGUGUCAAUGAGGAAGCUCUUCCUCGACCUGCAGCGAGUGACGAAGCAGCGUCCGCUGCUCCACAGGAGCAAGAGCAGCAGCAGCAACAGCAGCGGCAGCAGCAGCAACAACAGAGGCACCGGGGGCAGCAGCAGCGAGGGAGGGAAGGGGUAAUAUGUUGGGAUGUACACUUCCGUCUUCCUGAUGCUGCUGCUGCUGCUGCUGCUGCUCGUCUCUCUUUGCUGCUGCGAGAGGAUAAAUUAAUGCAGCAGCAUGCGCUGCUGCUGCAGCAGCACUGCAGCAAGUUGCUGCAGCAGCAGCAGCAGCAACAGAGAAAAAGAAGAUCAGAUGAUGAGGCUCCUGCACCAAAAGAAAAUCUGCUGCUGCAGCGCGGGGCUCGCGGGCCUCUGCUGCCCGCAGAAGCAGCUGCAGCAGCUGCAGCAGAAGCAGCAAUAGGAGUAGGUCCAACAGCAGCAGCAACAGCAACAGCAGAAGCAGCAGCAGCAGCAGCAGCAGAGCCAAUUGCAGCAGGAGCAGCAGAAGGAGGAUUUUAUUUUCUGCUGCCGCUAACAGCAGCCCAUUCAGGUGUCGUGUUGCAGCAUCCUGCAGCAGCAGGAGAAGCAACAGCAGAUGCAGCAGCAGCAGCAACACCAGCAGCAGGAGCAGCAGGAGCAGCAGCAGCAGCAGCAAGGAAGAUAUCUGCUUAUUUGCUGCCAUGGGAUUUAACGUUAGAAGAUUGUCUUAGACAAACUACAGUAGUAGAGUAUCCCGAGAUUAUAGUGGCAUUGCCUGAAGACCUCAGCAGAUACACCUGCUGGCCGCCGCCAUGCAGAGGGGGGCCCCCUUCACGUUUGCAGCCUCCCCGUCCUCCUCCCCCGCCUCCCACGGAGCACGCCAGGCAGCAGCAGCAGCAGCAGCAACAGCAGCAGCAGCAACAGCAGCAACAGCAACAGCAGGUAGAAGACACCACAAGAGAUGGACGUGGUUGUCAUGUUGGCGAGCCGCACUACGCAAUGCAGCAGCAGCAACAGCAGCCGCAGCAGUUGCAGCAACCACAGCAGCAACUGCAGCAGCAACAGCCGCAGCAGCAACAGCAGCAGCAGCAACAGCCUCCGCAGGUGUAUGCAGACCAACGUCCGCGUCCCCCUCAAAGAUAUAUCCAGCAGCAGCAGCAGCGGUACCGCCAGCAGUGGCAGCAGCAACAGCAGCAGCAGCCGCUGCAGCAGCCGCAGCCGCUGCAGCCGCUGCAGCAACCUCAGCCUAUGGUGGCUAGCAUGCAGCAGCAAGUGCAGCAGCAACCGCAGCAGUACGUACAGCCACACGUUUUCCAACAGCAGCAAGGACAGCAGCAGCAGCAGCAGCAGCAAGUCCUUCAGCAGCAGCAGCAGCCACAGCCGCCUCCGGUUGGACAGCAGCUGUACCUGCCACCGCAGCCGCAGCCGCAGCCGCAGCAGCAGCCGUACUACGUGCAGCAGCAACAACAACCACAACAGCUGCUACUGCCGCAGCAGCAGCAGCCGCCGCAGCAACAGCAGUUCCCUCCACCGCCACAGCAGCAGUUUGUGCAGCAGCAGCAGCAGUAUCCGCAGCAGCCGCAGCAGCAGUUCGUGCAGCAGCCAUAUCCGCCACAGCAGCAGCAGCAAUUCGCACCGCAGCAGCAGCAGGUGUUCACCCACCAGCAAGAGUAUAUACAGCCGCAGCAGCAGCAAAUAGAGCAGCAGCAGCAGCAGCAGCAGCAGCCUCAUCGUCCUUGGCAUGGAGGAGUCAAAAGGCAGCAGCAAGGAGGCAGGCCUGGAGGCAACAAAAGACGAGGAGGCUUCCGGCCUAAUUAG